UUUCAGAACAUUGUGCAAAAUGUUAGGAGAGGAGCAUGCAUUAACCAUUGAAGUUAGUGACAAGCAGAAAAAUAAUAUCGACGUGAAAACAGGACGGAAAGUGAAAGAAGAAUUACCGUCGCCUCGUGCGCGACCACCAGUUCAUCCAAAUGGUAGCACUGAAGUCCCACUCAAGAGUUCAAUGCAUUCAUCGUCGAAUUCUGCAAACAGUAGUAAGCGAACUACCCGACUGACAACUCGGACACUUUCAGUUUCAUCUGCAGAUUCUCUCACUUCUUCUUUCUCCGACCUUGAUGACGAGCAGGAUGACUCCUGUACAGUUCGAAACCGAGUCCAAGUAAACUCAUCCGGUUUCUCAGACUUCUGUGUUCGCAAAAUCAGCAGGGCCGAGUUUGGCCGGCGGGAAAUUGAAAUCGCCGAGCAGGAGAUGCCAGGAAUGGUAGCCCUGAAAAAGAGAGCUCAAGGAGAGAAGCCUCUGAAAAGAGCGAGGGUGCUGGCAUGUACCCAUGUGACAGCCCAAAAUGCGGUGCUAAUUGAGACAAUUGUGACCCUCGGCGCAACAGUUAGAUGGUGCGCAUGUAACGUGUUCUCAACUCAAAACGAAAUCGCUGCAGCAGUUGCCGAAAACAAUAUAUCCGUGUUUGCCUGGAAAGGCGAAACAGAAGACGACUUCUGGUGGUGCAUUGACAAGUGUAUCAACCCGAAAGAAGGUGCUAAUAACGUGUCCUCCGAAUGGACCCCGAAUUGUAUAUUAGACGACGGAGGAGAUGCAUCACAUUUGAUGUUGAAGAAGUACCCCCAGAUAUUUGACAAACUCACAGGCAUUGUGGAGGAGAGUGUGACGGGAGUUCACAGGCUGUACCAGCUCAGCAAGGCAGACAAACUGAACAUUCCAGCUAUCAACGUGAACGAUUCAGUGACCAAGGCCAAAUUCGAUAAUUUGUACUGUGCGAGAGAAAGUAUAAUUGACAGUCUGAAAAGAACUACAGAUAUCAUGUUUGGAGGCAAGCAGGUGGUAGUGUGUGGCUAUGGGGAAGUGGGCAAAGGAGUGUCUCAGGCACUGAAGGCGUUGGGUUCGGUGGUGUUCAUUACUGAAGUGGAUCCCAUUUGUGCUCUGCAGGCGUGCAUGGAUGGAUUCAAAGUGGUCAAACUAAGUGAAGUCAUUAAGUCUAUCGAUCUCCUGGUAACAUGUACAGGUAAUAAGAAUGUGGUGACGCGUGAACACCUAGACAAGCUGAAGAAUGGCUGCAUAGUGUGUAAUAUGGGUCACACUACAACAGAGAUAGACGUGUGCAGUCUACGCACUCCAGAGUUGACAUGGGAGAAGGUGCGCUCCCAGGUGGACCACGUGAUCUGGCCAGACGGGAAGAGGAUCAUAGUGUUAGCAGAGGGCAGACUGCUCAACCUCUCCUGCUCCAGUCUUCCCUCAUUCGUCAUCUCCAUCACAGCCACCACGCAGGCACUGGCUUUGAUUGAGCUUUUCAACGCGCCGUCUGGACGCUACAAGUGCGACGUCUACCUUCUACCCAAGAAGCUGGACGAGUACGUUGCCAGUCUGCACCUCAGUGCUUUCGACGCCCACUUGACGGAGCUGACAGACGAACAGUCUAGCUACCUGGGAAUAGCCAAAACUGGACCCUUCAAACCCAACUACUACAGAUACUAAGCAACCUGGGCAAUUAGGCGAAAAGAAUGAACAGUCACCCUAUGAUUAUCAUUAUCAACUCAUUGCAGUAUAUUCAAAUGUCAAUGAAGGUAGUGAAGACUUUUUAUG
Messenger RNA from Symsagittifera roscoffensis, 1774 nucleotides. Its product is annotated as S-adenosylhomocysteine hydrolase-like protein 1. The record is from RefSeq and is a predicted model, not a curated record. Gene Ontology annotation, biological process: L-methionine cycle. Bases 20 to 1666 code for a protein of 548 amino acids. The transcript has 4 exons. Gene Ontology annotation, cellular component: cytosol. Lineage: Eukaryota; Metazoa; Xenacoelomorpha; Acoela; Convolutidae.